AAAAUCUCUUAUCAGCUAUCCGGUUAGGGUAAAACCGGUUUCGUUGUCCCCUUUCGAGUCACACCUUCCUUGCGUUGCGUGAUUCACCGGAGAUUCUAGUGAGAGAACCUCCGAUCGAUUUCAAUUUCUACCGCCAAGCUCCGUUCUUUUUUUUUCUUCUAAUUAUCUUCCUAUCUCCGCGCCUGUCUUCGUGAGACACGAAAGAGACAAACCUACGAUGGGUCGACCUCCCAGUAACGGCAGUCCAGCGUUCCGAUUCAACCUCGCCGAGGUAACGGAGAUGGAAGCAGUAUUGCAACAGCAUGAUACAUCAAUGCCAGGUCGACAUACUCUUGAAGCUCUUGCUGAAAAGUUUAGUGGCACAGUGGAGCGGAAGGGGAAAACUGUUGUGCAAUUCAAACAAAUAUGGAACUGGUUCCAGAACAGGCGAUAUGCUCUAAGAGCAAAAGGAAACAAAGCUCCUGGGAAGCUAAAUGUAUCUUCCAUGCCGCGUGCUUCUCUUGAUCCAACAAACCAGAUGAGAAAUGUCUUUCCACCAUCAGCUGGUCCUAAACCCACUCACAUGACCGGACCAAUCACGACGCCUUCCCCUUCUGUUCCAGGUGUCAUGAGGAGUGGUUCAGACAACUCUUACUUGGAAUUUGAAGCCAAAUCUGCCAGGGAUGGUGCAUGGUAUGAUGUGCAAGCUUUCCUAGCUCAUAGAAACUUGGAGAUUGGUGACCCGGAAGUGCAGGUUCGAUUUGCGGGUUUUGAAGUUGAAGAAGACGAAUGGAUAAACGUAAAGAGGAACGUAAGGCAACGGUCACUCCCAUGUGAAGCAUCAGAAUGUGUUGCAGUUCUUGCUGGAGAUCUCGUCCUUUGCUUCCAGGAAGGCAAAGACCAAGCUCUUUACUUUGACGCUACUGUUCUUGAUGCACAAAGAAGGAGACACGAUGUCAGAGGUUGUCGUUGUAGGUUCUUGGUGCGUUACGGCCACGACCAGUCCGAGCAGGAGAUCGUCCCCUUGAGGAAGAUUUGCAGGCGGCCAGAGACAGAUUACAGGCUACAGCAACUUCACAGUGCUUCUGCCAAUGACUUUGCUAACUCGAAACCCGCUCCUCUUGACGCGGCUGCAAAAGCUCCUCUUCCGCAAUCCAGCGCCUCUGCUCCUAAUGUUGUUCCACCCGAUGUGAAAGAUACGAGCUUGAGCGGAGCCGCCUCCGCUUCAGCUCAGCCUAGCUCCAAUGCAGCAGCCACUGUCCCCGCUGGUUCUGCAUAAGGCCAUCAGCUAUAUUCUCAUUUUGUAAGCAUAUUCAUAGUCGCUAAGCUAAGAGUCGUAGAGGGUUUAACUUGGGAUCAAGAGCUUUUGUAAUGUUACAGAAUGACCCCAAGUCAUCUAAAACUGUAUCUUGCACCAUUUUAUUUAAUCCUCCAUGGAUGAUCGGAUACUUAUGGUUUA
Messenger RNA from Raphanus sativus (radish), 1438 nucleotides. Its product is annotated as protein SAWADEE HOMEODOMAIN HOMOLOG 2. NCBI's taxonomy places the organism in Eukaryota, Viridiplantae, Streptophyta, Magnoliopsida, Brassicales, Brassicaceae. The record is from RefSeq and is a predicted model, not a curated record. The transcript is spliced from 9 exons. Gene Ontology annotation, molecular function: DNA binding; chromatin binding. The coding region runs from base 218 to 1258 and encodes 346 amino acids.